Diceros bicornis minor is the source of this 1836-nucleotide messenger RNA. It is a transcript of the gene TMEM53, whose product is annotated as transmembrane protein 53. Lineage: Eukaryota; Metazoa; Chordata; Mammalia; Perissodactyla; Rhinocerotidae. The coding region runs from base 63 to 899 and encodes 278 amino acids. The transcript is spliced from 3 exons. The record is from RefSeq and is a predicted model, not a curated record.
GGCGCGGGCACGCCAGCGGGAGUUCCGGCGGAAGGCUCGUGCUGAGGGCCAGCGGCUUCGCCAUGGCCUCGGCUGAGCUGGACUACACCAUCGAGAUCCCGGAUCAGCCUUGCCGGAGCCAGGAAAACAGCCCCAGCCAAGGUGGGAAGGAGGCAGGGACUCGCCAGCCUUUGGUGAUUCUCUUGGGCUGGGGUGGCUGCUCCGACAAGAACCUUGCCAAGUACAGCGCCAUCUACCACAAAAGGGGCUGCAUCGUGAUCCGAUACACAGCCCCAUGGCACAUGGUCUUCUUCUCCGAGUCCCUGGGCAUCCCUUCACUUCGUGUUUUGGCUCAGAAGCUGCUUGAGGUCCUCUUUGAUUACGAGAUUGAGAAGGAGCCCCUGCUGUUCCAUGUCUUCAGCAACGCUGGUGCCAUGCUGUACCGAUAUGUGCUGGAGCUCCUGCAGACCCAUGGGCGCUUCUGCCACCUGCGUGUGGUAGGCACCAUCUUUGACAGCGGUCCUGGUGAUAGCAACCUGGUGGGGGCUCUGCGGGCCCUGGCAGCCAUCCUGGAGCACCGGCCUGCUGUGCUACGCCUACUGCUCCUGGUGGCCUUUGCCCUGGUGGCAGUCCUGUUCCACGUCCUGCUCGCUCCACUCACUGCCCUCUUCCACACCCACUUCUAUGACAGGCUCCUUGAGGCACCCUCUCGCUGGCCCGAGCUCUACCUCUACUCAAGGGCCGACGAAGUGGUCCUGGCCAGGGACGUGGAACGCAUGGUGGAGGCCCGCCUGGCACACCGGGUCCUGGUGCGCUCUGUGGACUUUGUGUCAUCUGCACACGUCAGCCACCUCCGCGACUGCCCUACUUACUACACGAACCUCUGUGUCAACUUCAUGCGCAGCUGUGUCCACUGCUGAGGUCCUUGCCCCACUCACUUCACCUCUGCUCCAAAAAUAAAUGCCUGACACCUCCUCACAACCCACACCCAUGGGUGGGAUGCUCUUCUGAUUCAACUCCCUACGGCCCUCUAGGACUUUGUGGGUCCCCCAGUAGAGAAUUCCCAUGGGCCUCUGUCCCCGGGGGAAUGUGGUGGUCUGCUUAUCCCAGGAUCCUAGGGGGCGGGAGUGCCUGGGCGUGUCUCUGCCGGAGCCUUGCAGUGGUUGUGUGAACAAAUGCAACAGUUAGGCUGACUCUUGUGGCAUUUAAGCUGUAAAGGGUUAACAAAGUGGGGGGAGUUUGAGGAUGAGCCCCAGGGUUGAACUUUGAUUCCUUGGAUGGAAGGUGAGCUUUGUGGGGAGGUGCCAGAGGGUAGGAUCAGGCUGGGGCAGGGGCUGUGAUCUCUGCUUCAAGGCCCUAGAAGGGCAAAGCCCCACAGCAUGAAGCACCAUCCCCAUAGAUCACACUUGGCAGUUCACUCAGAGAGCCUUCUCUGACCUCAUUGUCAGGGAGUCUGAGGUAGAAGCCAGAUGGGUAGCUGAGAAUGCAGAGGGUGGCGGGCCUGCCCUGGUCCACCACACUUUGUCAGGAAGCCACUGGAUCUAGGAAAGUUGCAAGGUGUGUGUGUAAUGGGCAGAUGGAGUGGGGAGCAGGAAGACAGCAGUGCCAUAUGGGAGGUGCGACAAGCUAAGUCAGGAGUCCUAAAGACCAGAACCACGGCAAGGGCUUUUGGCUGAAACAGCUCCUUCAUUUCCUUGAAUGAGACCCACUUGGAUCUUCUCUAGGCAGGAGAGGUGGCUUCAGUCUUGAGUUCUGUAUCAUCUGUUAUUCUACAAGUCACUGCUGCACAAUGUUGGCACAUAGUAGGUAUUCAAUAAAUAUUUGUUGAUUGAAUGAGCUUACUGUGGUGACCAAGGG